Molecule: messenger RNA, 1978 nt
Organism: Suricata suricatta (meerkat)
Lineage: Eukaryota; Metazoa; Chordata; Mammalia; Carnivora; Herpestidae
Gene: GPR160
Product: G protein-coupled receptor 160
Exons: 4
Coding region: 587-1603 (338 amino acids)
Cellular component (GO): signaling receptor complex; plasma membrane
Source: RefSeq, a predicted model, not a curated record
GGCUAGCCAGCCGCAGCUGGGGCCGCGGGGCCGGGCUCGCCGCCCUCUCCCUUCUCCCUUCUCCCUUGAGUAAUAGGGGCGGAGCCGGGCGGGCCGGCGCGCGGGGCUCCAGCCCCUCUCUCGGUGGUCACCUGCGGCCGGGCGCAGCAGGUGUCCGGUCUGCCACCCGGCGCUGGGAACUAGGAGCGCUAGCCAGGAGCCGCGGCACUUCGGAGUCGGAUUAUUGGGAAUUUGCCACUGGGGAUCAGCGCGGCAGCUGUGAGAAUCACGGGGAAGGGGAUCCGGCGGUUUAAACACUGUUGAAGAGACGUGACACAGCAGUGCAGUGUGCCAGCCUACGUUCCUGCUUUGAAGGGGACAAGUUCAUGACAAAUUGGGCCAGUAAAAGAAAUUUGUACUGAGCUUAUUCACAUAAGCAUUCUGGUAUGCCAGGUACCAAGAAUAAGAUCACUGAAGGCAGUAAAACUGAAAUUGGAAGAUUAUCAGCCAAGAAAGACCUACUGGCAAAAGCAGAGGAUGGGAAAUAAAGUGGAGCGGUGUUUGGUUGCAUGUACUCUAGCAGGCCUUCUGCAACUCAGCUGAAAACAUGACUGCCCCUUCUUCCGAGAACUGCUCUUUUCAGUACCAGUUCCGUCAAGCAAAUCAGUCCCUAGAUGGUAACUGUCUGCUAUUCUUGAUAAUACUCGGGAAAGUAUUACUCAAUAUCCUUACACUAGGAAUGAGAAGAAAAAACACCUCUCACAAUUUUAUGGAAUAUUUUUGCUUUUCACUAGCAUUCACUGAUCUUUUACUUUUAGUAAACAUUUCUAUUAUAUACUACUUCAGAGAUUUUGUACUUUUAGGCAUUAGGUUUACUAAAUACCACAUCUGCCUAUUUACUCAAAUUAUUUCAUUUACUUAUGGGUUUUUGCAUUAUCCAGUUUUCCUGAUAGCUUGUAUAGAUUAUUACCUGAAUUUCUCUAAAACUACAAAGCUUGCAUUGAAGUGUCAGAAACUGUUUUAUUUCUUUACAGUAAUUUUAAUUUGGAUUUCUGUCCUUGCUUAUGUUUUGGGGGACCCAGGGAUCUAUCAGAGCCUGAAGGCACAGAGCGUUUAUGCUUAUCACUGUCCUUUCUACAUUAGCAUUCAGAGUUACUGGCUGUCAUUUUCCAUGGUGGUGAUUUUAUUUAUGGCUUUUAUAACCUCUUGGUCAGAAGUUAUUGCCUUGGUACAGGCUGUUAAGAUGACUUCUUAUAUGAAUGAGACUAUUCUGUAUUUUCCCUUUUCUUCCCAUUCUAGUUAUACGCUGAGCUCUAAAAAAACACUCUUGCCCAAGUUCAUUAUCUGUUUUCUCGGUACCUGGUUACCAUUUGUACUACUUCAAGUAAUUAUCCUUCUACUUAAAGUACAGAUUCCAGCAUAUAUUGAGAUGAACAUUCCGUGGUUGUACUUUGUCAAUAGUUUUCUCAAUGCUACAGUUUAUUGGUUUAAUUGUCACAAGCUUAAUUUAAGAGACGUUGCAUUACCUGCAGAUCCGUUUGUCAACUGGAAAUGCUGCUUCAUUCCACUUACGAUUCAUAAUCUUGAGCAAAUUGAAAAGCCUAUAUCAAUAAUAAUUUGUUAAUGUUGCCAUGUGAAAACUAAUUCAAACUGACAACUACAUUUUACAAAUGGGAAAGAAUGAUGACUCAGGAUAUAUAAAGAUUGAAAUGAUUUCCCCCCACCCCCACCCCCUCCUGCCCCAACUUUCAUACCUUUUCACAAUGUGUCUUUUGGGACUACAGUAUCAAAAGCAAGAUAAUUCCAAGAAAAAUGUUUAGGCCUGUUCUGGAACACUGUUACAAAUAGGGAUGUAACAAAGAAGUAAAACGAGUUAAUUCUUGGCCAGGAAUACUGGUUUUGUGUUACCCAGUUUGCAACUACUGGAUACAAACUGUUAUGUAAAUCUGAGGUUCACUGCCAAUAACAUACAAAUGUAAAUAAACCAUUUUUAUUCAGA